GUGAAGCUGGUCUGCUGCCUCACCUGUCCGCACACACCAGGUGAGUGUCGACCAAUCAGGCGGCUGCAUCUCACAGCAGAAAUGCAGCAGAACCUGUCGGGCAGAGAGAGAGAGAGCGAGGCGGGCGAGAGACAUUGAGUCAGAGCGGCAACUCCCUCAGAGAGACGAGGAAGGAGGAAGAUGAAGCUGUGACAGCGUCACACACACACAGUCUCUCUCACACACACACAGUCUCUCUCACACACACACACACACACCGAGAGACUGAGUCCAGCUGGUCAGAACACGCCGUGACAUCACUGUGACAUCAUGAGUGCCCCGGCCGACCACGCGGAGGAAAGGGCUCCCGUAGAGGCUUCAGACCCGCACAACAUCCAGGACAUGGAGCUGAGAGAGGAGUGGCAGGAUGACGGCUUCCCCAGGCCGCUCCCAGAGGAUUCUGGGAGUCCAGAGGAGGCGGAGAGUCCGUCAUCAGCCCCGCCCUCCACGCUCGCCCUAUCAGGUGCUGUUGGGGGCGGGGCUAAGAAGCGAUUGGUGGCUCCGGCUCUCAGUCUGACGCUGAGCGGGAAAGACUCACACGACGGAUUCUCCGCCGCCGCGCUGUCGGGAACGCCGGACGAGACGCUUUCACUGGAUAUUAACCUGGAAGCUCUGGAGACGCCGUCUGACAGCGAGACGGGGACGCUGCCAGACAGCACACACGACCUGGAGUGGGAGGAUGAUCUUCCCCGCAUGGCGCGGGCCGGGGCUCGUGUGGUGGCGAGGAGCCCGGUGGAGCAGUCAGAGAUGGGUCUGAUGGAACUGGACCAGGUGGACGGCAGCGGGCGGCGCUGGAGGAAGUUCUGCAUCUCUGGACACGAAUACCUGGUCAACAUGACGGUCCUGGAACCCUACCUGCAGGUCCUGUCACAUGGAGGUUACUAUGGAGAUGGGAUGAACGCCAUCAUCCUGUUUACAUCCUGCUACCUGCCGGAGAACACAGUGGAGGACUACGAGUACGUCAUGGAAAACCUGUUCAGGUACAUCGUGGGAACAUUGGAUCUGAUGGUCUCGGAGAACUACCUGCUGGUCUACCUGUGUGCGAUGGCUCCCAGAAACAAACUGCCUUCCAUCAAAUGGCUCCAUCAGUGCUACACCUCCAUCGACAGGAGGCUGAAGAAGGACCUGAAGGGUCUGCUGGUCGUCCACCCGGCCUGGUACAUCAAGGCUCUCAUUACUGUGGUCAAACCCUUCAUCAGUGAUAAGUUCAGCAGGAAGAUUCGGUUCAUCCAGAGUCUGCAGGAGCUUUCCCAGUUCAUCCCCACAGAGCAGCUGCAGAUCCCCGAGGCCAUCUGCCAGUUCGAUGAGAAGCUGAACCGAUGACGGACGCAGAGGUCGACAGACCGGGUCGAUCCUAAAGGUCAAAGGUCAUCAGGAGCCUCUGAUGACCUUUGACCUCUACACAGAGACUGAGGUUAUUUAUUCUGUGGGGGGGUGACAGGAAGUGACAGGAAGUGACAGGAAGUUAGUGUCCACCUGCUGUCAUCAUGUGAUCAGCUGACUCUACUACUUCCUCUUAACUCAGCCCUUCAACAUAAAAACAGGAAACGUAAAAAACAGAAAUAAAAGAUUUAUCGUCACAAUGAGAAAAGUUUCCUUAUAAACAGAAUAAUUUGAUAUCCAGUAAUUAAAUUAAUAUCAUACAUGUGAUUUGUUCUGAUCUUAUAAAGUUCUCAUGUUAUAAUGAGAAAAUAAAAGAGAGUAAAUAUAAUGAAGACAAUAAGAGCUCAUUAGUAUCAUCAUCCAGCAGCUGGUCACAUGAUCGGGUCACGUGAUCGGGUCACGUGAUCGGGUCACGUGAUCGGGUCACGUGAUCGGGUCACAUGAUCGGGUCACAUGAUCGGGUCACAUGAUCGGCUGCUGGAGCAGGAAGUGUGCAGCACCUGGUGGACACCAGAGGAACUGCACACAGCUGAGGAGGCUGCUGAUUGGUUCGCAGUAACGACACAGUUUACCUGUCGCAGAUCAAAGCUCUGAUCAAACAUUUUAUUAAUUAUAUUAUUUUAUUAAAUGAAAUCAGCUCCUUUGUUUUUAUAGUUUGAAUCUUUUACUCAGAUGUGUGUUGGAUCCAUUUAACCAGAGGAAAGGCUGCAGUGAUGUUCAACAGCAGAGUGAAUGUUUUUAAUCUGAUGGUUUCUGAAGUUUAUUGUUUAUUUUCUUGGUAUAAAAAUAUAAAUGUUUUUGGUGAAACAUAAUGAAAGUGUACAGGAGAGCAGAGAUGGUGUGACGGUGUUUCCUCUGGGAAU
Molecule: messenger RNA, 2285 nt
Organism: Scomber scombrus (Atlantic mackerel)
Lineage: Eukaryota; Metazoa; Chordata; Actinopteri; Scombriformes; Scombridae
Gene: bnipl
Product: BCL2 interacting protein like
Exons: 10
Coding region: 310-1362 (350 amino acids)
Biological process (GO): apoptotic process
Cellular component (GO): cytoplasm
Source: RefSeq, a predicted model, not a curated record